Ochotona curzoniae (black-lipped pika) is the source of this 2799-nucleotide messenger RNA. It is a transcript of the gene CHAF1A, whose product is annotated as chromatin assembly factor 1 subunit A. The coding region runs from base 1 to 2799 and encodes 932 amino acids. The record is from RefSeq and is a predicted model, not a curated record. Gene Ontology annotation, biological process: nucleosome assembly. Gene Ontology annotation, cellular component: CAF-1 complex; nucleus. Lineage: Eukaryota; Metazoa; Chordata; Mammalia; Lagomorpha; Ochotonidae. The transcript is spliced from 15 exons.
AUGCUGCAGCAGCCCGAGUGCCGAGCCGCCGGAGCCGCCCGAGCCAUGGAUUGCAAAGGCCGACCUGGGCCGAUUCCAGUUAAGAAGUUGAUACAAGCCCGCCUACCAUUCAAACGCCUCAAUCUGACCCCCAAGAAGGGCGAGGAGGCAACCGACACGCCAAGCACCCCAGCGAGCACAGUGCGGAGACAAGGCCACCAUCUGGAAAUAUCCCUGGACAACGUGGAGAAUGAGUGUGGCAUGGCCCCUGGGGUGGACCUCGGCCCGAAGCUCCUGAACGGGGAAGGGCCCCUGGGCCAGCGGCGAGGGAACUGGGACCAGAACGUGGUGGCCCCCGGCACUGUCGUCAUAGAUCUGACCGAGGACUCCUGUGAGGCACCCGAGGACCCCAGCAGCCGCAGCCCACCGUGCCCUGAGGCAGCCACCGUUACAGGUGCCACCUCUCCCAGGCCAGCAGAAAAUGGCAUUGGAGUCACAGAGGAACAGGGGCUGCCCGAAGCCAUUCCGAAGGUCAAGGCCGAGCUGGUUUUGCCGAAAGAGACCUUCACCGAUGCUCCUUGUGACCCAGAGGAGGUGGGCAUCAUUUCACAGGACGGUGAGGCCCUGAGCUGCCCCGAGCUGCCACCAGCACCGGGCAGCCCCACGGAGUGCCCCCCACAGGCCCGGGACAGUUGGCGCGAAGCCGAGGGCAUCCUGUUCCGAGGGAAGGUGCCCAUGGUGGUACUGCAGGACAUCCUGGCUACGAAAGCUGCCCCGAGUCGGGAGUGUGAGAGCGACCUUCCUGAGUCAGGCCCCGAGGAAGACUCUGGCCUCAGCCACUCGUCCCCCAGUUCCUCCUCGCCCAGCAGCUCACCCGAAGGACAGCCGGCCCCCAAGAAACGUCGCAGCCGGACUAGCCUCUCCCCCAGCUCCACUCCUGCUGACAAGGUCAGCAAGAAACUCAUGCGAGAGAAGAACAGGCUGAGGCUACAACGAGACAAGGAGCUGCUGCGGGAGGAGAGGGCGCGGCUGCGCGAGGAGGCGCGGCGGGCCAAGGCCGAGGCGAGGCGGCGCAAGGAGCAGGAGAAGGAGCUGAAGGAGAAGGAGCGGCGGGAGAAGCGGGAGAAGGACGAGAAGGAGAAGGCGGAGAAGCAGCGGCUCAAGCAGGAGCGGCGCAAGGAGCGGCAGGAGGCGCUCGAGGCCAAGCUGGAGGAGAAGAGGAAAAAGGAAGAGGAGAAACGGUUACGAGAGGAAGAAAAGCGCAUCAAAGCUGAGAAGGCCGAGAUUACCAGAUUCUUCCAGAAGCCAAAGACGCCCCAGGCCCCCAAGACCCUGGCUGGCUCCUGUGGGAAGUUCGCCCCCUUUGAGAUCAAGGAGCACAUGGCCCUGGCGCCCCGCUGCCGUGCCACCUUCAACCAGGACCUGAGCCAGCGCUUCGACCAGCUGCUCCGCGAGCAGAACGGCGAGCUCUCCUUCCUGCGCGAGCUCAAAGGCCGGCGGCCCCUCCGCUCCGGGCCCACCAGGGUCAGCACGGGCCUUUUUAACAGGGACGUGGUCAUGGUGGGCAGCAGCAAUGCAGACGGGGUGCCCGAGAGGCGGAAGUUCGGCCGCAUGAAACUCCUACAGUUCUGUGAGAACCACCGGCCGGCCUACUGGGGCACGUGGAACAAGAGAACGCGUGUCAUCCGCCCGCGGGACCCCUGGGCCCGAGACUCGACGCUGCUGGACUACGAGGUGGACAGUGACGAGGAGUGGGAAGAGGAGGAGCCUGGGGAGUCACUGUCCCACAGUGAGGGGGAUGACGACGAUGACCUGGGGGAGGAUGAAGAUGAGGACGAUGGGUUCUUUGUGCCCCAUGGGUACCUGUCUGAGGAUGAGGGGGUGACAGAGGAGUGCACGGACCCCGAGAACCACAAGGUGCGGCAGAAGCUCAAGGCAAAGGAGUGGGACGAGUUCCUGGCCAAGGGCAAGCGUUUCCGCGUGCUGCAGCCCGUGACCAUCGGCUGCGUGUGGGCGGCCGAGGCCGACGGCUGCGCGGGCGCCGAGCUCAAGGUGCUGCAGCAGUUCGCGGCCUGCUUCCUGGACACCGCGCCCGGAGAGGAGGAGCAGACGCCGAAGGCCUCCAAACGGGAGAAGAGAGACCAGCAGAUCCUGGCCCAGCUGCUGCCACUGCUCCAUGGCAACGUGAACGGCAGCAAGGUCAUCAUCCGUGAGUUCCAGGAGUGCUGCCGCAGGGGGCUGCUCGGCCAGGACGCCAGCGGCAGCCCCCCGAGCCCGACCCGCCCGCGCCCCCAGACGCCCACAGCCGCCGCCGAGGACUCCGCCGUGCCCUCCAAGGCCAGGCUCAAGCGGCUCAUCUCGGAGAACUCGGUGUACGAGAAGAGGCCCGACUUCCGCAUGUGCUGGUACGUGCACCCACAGGUGCUCAGGAGCUUCGACCGGGAGCAGCUGCCCGUGCCCUGCCGCUGGAGCUACGUCACCGCCGUGCCCUCUGCCCCCCGAGAGGACAGCGGGGGCGUGCCGCCCGCCCCUGGGCCCGCCCAGGGGACGCCCGUCCCACUCAAGAGGAAGUCGGCUGGCAGCAUGUGCAUCACCCAGUUCAUGAAGAAGCGCCGGCAUGACGGCCAGGUCGGGGCUGCGGACAUGGAUGGCUUCCAGGCGGACACGGAGGAGGAAGAGGAGGAGGAUGGUGACUGCAUGAUUGUGGAGGUCCCGGACGCUGCGGGGGUCCCGUGCGGAACCACUGCCGGGGCAGGGGGCGCCGUGGGGAUGGACGCUGCUGAGAGCGCCCUGCCCGCCGGCCUGCUCAGCGCCUCGUGA